Molecule: messenger RNA, 450 nt
Organism: Rotaria socialis
Lineage: Eukaryota; Metazoa; Rotifera; Eurotatoria; Philodinida; Philodinidae
Source: the annotation of a GenBank genome assembly
AUGUUCGAUCAAAAACAAGUUCAAGAAUUUAAAGAAGCAUUCAACCUUAUGGACCAAGAUCGUGAUGGUACAAUCAGUAUAGAUGAUCUCAAAGAAGUCUAUUCUUCACUUGGAAAAGCACCAAAAGAUGCCGAAUUAAAAGCAAUGAUCGACGAAGCCAAAGGUGCAGUCAACUUCACUAUGUUAUUAACCUUAUUCGGUGAACGAUUAAAUGGUACAGAUGAAGAAAAUGUAAUCUUAAAUGGAUGGAAAAACUUCGACAAAGAAGGAACCGGACUUAUCAGCCAACACAGCCUACGAGAAAUCCUUACUGGUGAAGGACGCAAAGAAGACAGAUUAAGUGAUAUAGAGUUUACUCAAAUGCUCGAAGGUGCUCCACUUGAUCCAAAAGGCAAUCUUGACUACGCUGCAUUUACACGACAGAUCAAACGUGGCAAAGAAGACGAGUAG